Aspergillus niger is the source of this 1428-nucleotide messenger RNA. RefSeq names its product mitochondrial 37S ribosomal protein mS47. Gene Ontology annotation, molecular function: 3-hydroxyisobutyryl-CoA hydrolase activity. The record is from RefSeq and is a predicted model, not a curated record. Gene Ontology annotation, biological process: L-valine catabolic process. Bases 1 to 1428 code for a protein of 475 amino acids. Lineage: Eukaryota; Fungi; Ascomycota; Eurotiomycetes; Eurotiales; Aspergillaceae. Gene Ontology annotation, cellular component: mitochondrion. The transcript has 3 exons.
AUGCCUCUCCGUGCCAAACUCACAAACCCAGCAUUCGGGGCCACUGCUAGUAUGUCUACGGCACCUAUCCCCAAAGAACUCCCCGGAGACGAGCCCGACGAUGUCCUGUUCCACUCUCACUACGGUGUGCGGCUGAUUGAGCUCAACCGUCCCAAGAAGCUCAAUUCCUUGAACGGCUCGAUGGUUCGGAAGAUUGUGCCUCGACUGAAGGAAUGGGAAAAAUCCGACCUGGCCAAUGUCAUCAUGCUCUCUGGCGCUGGCUCGAAAGCUCUGUGCGCCGGAGGAGAUGUGGCUGCCCUGGCUCUGCAGAACGAGAAGGGCCCCGAGGGCCAGCAGGCCUCGUCCGACUUCUUCGCCGACGAAUACCGUCUCGAUCAUCUCAUCGCGACCUACCAGAAGCCCUUCGUCUCCGUGAUGGAUGGUAUCACCAUGGGCGGCGGUGUCGGUCUCAGUGUCCACGCUCCCUUCCGGAUCGCCACUGAACGCACCGUGUUCGCCAUGCCCGAGACCACCAUUGGCUUCUUCCCGGAUGUUGGCGGCUCCUUUUUCCUGUCCCGUCUCGAUGGAGAGCUCGGAACAUACCUGGCCCUUACCUCGGAGCGCCUCCACGGCGUUCAGGCCCUGUAUGCCGGAGUUGCCACGCACUACUUGCACUCCAGCGCGCUGGCCAACCUGACGGCCCGUCUGUCUGAGCUCGUCUUCCGUGACUACUCCACAUUCCAGGACCGUCUCGCUCUUGUCAACAAAACUAUGGCCGAAUUCUCGACGGGUGUGCCGUCCGUGCGCGAGGAGCCUAUCCAACUGGCUGGCAAGCUGCGCAGUGCUAUUGAUCGCUGCUUCCAGUACAACACGGUGGAGGAGAUCAUCCAGGCGCUGCAGAAAGAAACGGAGAUGAAGUCGUGGGCUGAGAAGACCCUGGAAACCCUGUCGGCGCGGUCACCUACCUCGCUCAAGGUUGCCCUGCGCCAGCUGCGUGUUGGCCGGCAGUGGACCAUUUCCGAGACCUUCCAGCGUGAGCACGCCAUCGCAUCCAAGUUCAUGAGACACCCCGACUUUGUGGAGGGCGUGAAGGCCCGUCUCAUGUCGAAGCCUCCCCGCCAAGCCACCUGGCAGCCGGCGACCCUCGAGGAGGUCUCGACCGAGGCUAUCGAUCAGUUCUUCGAGAUUCCCGAGUCUGCAUCGGGGCCUGAAUCUCGACUGAGUCUCUACCACUACAAAUCCCCGUACACCCAAUACCCCUACAAGUUCGGAUUGCCUAGCGAAAGCAGAAUCGAGGCUUUCGUGCGUCACCGUGGAAGAAAGGGAGACCUGACCCUCAAAGAGAUUGUUUCGAACUUCGACAGCAAAGAGGGUGUGAAGGAGAAGGUCGCCGAAGUUCUGGCCAGACGGACUGUCCGGGACGAGGCUGGUCUUCACUGGGUGAACUGA